Molecule: messenger RNA, 969 nt
Organism: Penicillium cataractarum
Lineage: Eukaryota; Fungi; Ascomycota; Eurotiomycetes; Eurotiales; Aspergillaceae
Exons: 1
Coding region: 1-969 (322 amino acids)
Source: RefSeq, a predicted model, not a curated record
AUGUCGGACCAGUGGAAUGGAGCUGAAGACUCCUCCGUUGCGGACUCGGUACUCAUCCUCGAGUCAGAAUCGAAUUACGCCCCUUGGAUUCAUUUUCUCCUUCGCUACCUGGGUCCGGAAUACUGGAAAGUCCUCCUAAAAGAUGAGUGCACUUUGAUGCCGCCUACCACAGUCGUGAGAUCAAUUCAGACAGGAUCAAGCGGCAGUCACACUCCAUCUACCCCCGCACACGAUCUGGACGCUUCCCAAUCCCCCAAUACUUCUCCCGAUCAGUGUGACAAUGGAAAAGAGGAUAAGUCGUCCGAGGCGCUUUUCUAUCUCCGCUCUACACUCAACGACGAGGCCAAAUACCUGAUUCGAAACAUCGACAGCCCCUCGGAAGCAUUCAGAAAGAUCAAACUGUUCUACGGCAAGCCCAGACACCAGACUAUGGCCCUGCGGUGGUCAAAAUGGGUGAGACUUCGCUAUUUUCGAGGCCAUGGAGCACAGGAAUUUGUCCGCCAAUUUGGAGAAAGACUCCAGGAAGUUGAAGAAAUCAGUGACAUCGUCGAUCACAGAGUUGUCUUUGCCCAAUUUGUCCAUGCUAUCUCCGGCCCCGGGAACUAUCCUGCUUUCCUCUUGAACCUCUCCCUGGACUUUGACGACCCGAACUUGAUGGAAUGCGUUUGCGCCGAGUUUCUACGCCACGAAAGCCCGUCCUUCAAUCGUUCCCACUCAUCCGUCGGCUUUACCGUUGCCCCUCCACCAAAUAAUACCACGCCAUCGGACUUUUGGAACCAGCAGUAUUGCCCUUAUCAUAGGCGUCUCGGGUAUCACUCUCAUUAUCGAUGCCGCCUGGGCCAGAGUUUGGGACCUGACAUGAGAAAGGAGAUCUUGCAGCAGUUUGAACGUGAAAAACAGCUCUAUAGAAACAAGAAACGUCGCCUGGACGCCUGUGAGGAUUCUAAGUUGGCGAGUCCCACUGGUUGA